AACUUAAAUGGCCCAGUAUAGAUUUUCCUUUAGUAUUUAUACCGUAUAUUUAAAUUAAAUUUUACACUCACACACUGUAAAAAAACCCUGUACAUUUGUGAGUUUGCUUGUUCCAAAAGAAGUCUAUAUUUCCCUCUCAAACUUCAAAGCAAUUAGGGGCUUUAUUCCAAAUCUUUUUGAACUAGUUAUGGUUGAAGGGGCCUGUGAUUUCUAAUCGAGACUGAAGAGUGGGGUGGCCUAAUAUAUAAACCAACUUGCACCAAUGCACAACCAAAUUCAGCUCCCAGCUACCUCGCCCUUCCAACAUGAUCAAGGUAUUCCAUAUCAACAUUUUAUGAAUUUCGUAGUCCUCGCCAUCGCCAUCUCUGCAGUGCACUGCCAGUACGGCGGCUACCACCAGGAGGCCCCGCAGUACCACGAGGAGCAGUACUACGACCCUCCUCACUACCAGUUCCACUACGACGUCCGCGACGAGCACACCGGCGACAUCAAGAGCCAGCACGAGCAGAGGGAGGGGGACCACACCCAAGGAGAGUACAGCCUCGUCGAACCUGACGGCUCCUUGAGGGUGGUCAAGUACGUCGUCGAAGGAAAGUCUGGAUUCCAAGCUGAGGUUCAGAAGGAGAAUGGCAAGUACAAGCCAGCUCCCGAACCAAGCUACAGGAAGCCUGAACCAUCCUACUACAAACCCAGAUAUUGAACGAAGACUUAAAUGGUUAAAUAGUUGUUUGUAUUUUAUUUAUUUUUUUAUAUAAAUACAUUUUUUA
This is a messenger RNA of Nezara viridula (southern green stink bug), 767 nucleotides long. Lineage: Eukaryota; Metazoa; Arthropoda; Insecta; Hemiptera; Pentatomidae. The record is from the annotation of a GenBank genome assembly.